Molecule: messenger RNA, 4398 nt
Organism: Endocarpon pusillum Z07020
Lineage: Eukaryota; Fungi; Ascomycota; Eurotiomycetes; Verrucariales; Verrucariaceae
Exons: 2
Coding region: 1-4398 (1465 amino acids)
Biological process (GO): positive regulation of transcription by RNA polymerase II
Cellular component (GO): nucleus
Molecular function (GO): transcription cis-regulatory region binding; protein binding
Source: RefSeq, a predicted model, not a curated record
AUGUGCUCAUUACAGCAAUCCUCAUCAGGCCCUCGCAUGGCAGCAAAUGAUACUCCGCCAUCUGGGCGGCCUCGACUAGUGGAGAUUGCUAGACAGUUUGGUGUUCCUGUUUCGCGCCCCGGACCUCUCUCACCCCAGAAACCCCGUGGAAGGCCUGUAAACCGGGUCGAUGAGAUCCGCGCAAAACAGUUCAUCAUACAAAGACAAUCCACCGAUUCAGCAGGGGAAGGAUCCCGGCACAUCAGCUUACCACCAAUGCAGAACAAUUUUCUCCCUAAGGAUAUCAAUCGAGCACUGAGCGCGGCCGUCGCGGAGAAUGCCGACCCAGCUUUGGUAGCAGCUCUAUUGGCUCUGGGUGGUGACGUCAACAUUGCCAGGAGAGCUAGCGGCAACAUGUGGAAGAAGCUUUGCAACGUGGAUCAAACAGACCAACGAAGCGACCUUCUCCAAGUCGCCAUUCAAAAUCGGAAUUUAAGCCUCGUACAGUUACUUGCUGCUCAAGCGGACCAAGUUACACUCAACACGUCCCUGCCAAUCGCACUACGUGUGGGCGCUGUCGAUAUUGCGAAGGUGCUCUUGGAAUGCGGUGCAGAUGCUGAACGCUUCCACGAGGAAUUUCCGGCUGCAGUCCGCAAUGGGCAAGAAGAUCUGGUCGAACUGCUCUUGCUUGCGCCUAAACCGCUGUGCUCGCACUGCCGUGAGUCAGGACUGCUACUGGCCAUCACUAGCGGAUCUGUUCGCAACACAUCGAUGUUUAUUCUCAGCAAUGCCGCUGGUGACAAGGAGGAGCUUCUAGAGGCCAGCUUGCGUCUCGCUAUUGACCGUGGCCGUUUGGACUUGUUUACUGCGAUCGUCGUUUGUUCUGAGCGGCCUGCUUCGAAGGCGUUGGACGGGGCUCUUGCUUCUUCCAAUAAAGUGCCUGCUAAACAGAGGUCUACAUUCAUCGAAUUAUGUAUUCUCGGCGGUGCCCAAGGCGUACACUGCUCUGAGAUGCUGUAUGGCGCUGUCAAGCAGGGAGAGCAUCGCCUUGUCAAUACUCUCAUUCAGCAUGGCGCGUCGCUUGACCACCGCAAGGGCGCUGCUCUACAGCAUGCGAUCGAGGGACAUCAAGCUGCUCUAGUCUGCAGCAUGCUCCAGGGAAACGUGGUACCUGUGACCCUGACAACAGUAUUGCGUGAACAGAAGGCCAGUUUCUUGGCCAACCUGGAUUUCACUCUCAAAGUCAUGAGUCGUUUCAUAGCUGCAGGCACUACCAAUGAUGUUAUGGCGGAGUUGUGCUGUGCAGUUGUUGAACACGUCCAGUGCACCGAUCUCGAGUGUCAGCUAGAGCGUCUGAACCCUCAAGCUUACAGACUGGCUACCUUCCUGCUAGACAAUGGCCAUGCGGACGUCAAUCACCAAGGGGGGCGGCUCAUCCAGGUUAUCGUUAAUGGACCCUUUGUAGAUCUUCUUCCUCAUGUGCUGGAGCAAAAGCCGUCCAAGUCUUCCGUCAACGCCGCAUUCUCUUCGGCUAUCAGUAUCCGCGAUGACCACCCAAAGAAGCCAGAAACAAUGCAGAUGCUGUUAAAAUCAGGCGCCCACGGUGAUGUUGUGGAUAAAGAACUCGUCCGUGUUUGUCAAGCUGGCCGAGACGCCAUUUCAAUGGUGCACGUGCUCCUCCAUGGCGCAUCGGUUGAUUUUCAACACGGCCAAGCAAUCCGUGCCGCCAUUCAAAACCGUCAGCUUGAACUACUAAAUUUGCUUCUCAGAGCCAAGCCGUCGAUCAUUACUAUGGAACAUGUUUGGACCGACGCCGUAUAUCUGAGUGAUUCGACAUAUCGAUUACACGUCUACAACAGCCUCCUCAAGGCCGAAACCAAAACAGCUCGCGGCAACGAAGCGUCUAUUGGUUACCUGAGUGAAGUUCCACUUGUACACGCGAUCCAGGCUGGAAAUAUUGGGGCUCUAGAACUUCUACUCGCUCAUGGAAGCUUGCAAGGCCCUGUCAUAGAUAGUGCACUGAUUAAGGCUGCGGAAGUAUUCAGCAUCGAGGCUCUGGAAGUUCUGGCAGGCUACGCCACUUCUUUCGAUGCGUUUACUCGUGCAUUUAAUGCUGCUGUGCAGGUCCGGGAACAUUGGUUAUCCGCGAAUGGCCUCGAAGUUGUACAGUUUCUUCUUGGCAAAGGUGUGACUGGGAAUACUGUGGACGCGGCUCUCAUUCAGGCGGCGAGCCGCUUCAACGAAGACGCGGUGAAAUUGCUCCAGGAGGUGGUCGACGACCCUCAAACGUUCACUAUGGCUUUCAACGCAGCUUUGAGUCAAGGAGAUAAGUGGUUAUCCGAGGAAUUCAUUGAACUUAUUGAUAUCUACCUAGCCAAGGGUUCGGGCGGCGAAUGCGUCGACAUGGCGCUCUUAGAUGCCCUUGAGUCGUACGAAACUGCCUCCGAUUCCGAAACGAUGGUCGACCUUCUGCUCUUCUACAAAGCCGACGUAAACUACGCGGACGGCCAUGCUAUUCAGCUUGCGGCUGAAUAUGGAGACGUUGAAUUGUUGCAGAAGCUCUUCCAGUCCCAGCCGAUGCCACAGAGCAUGUCACUAGGCCUUGUCUCCGCUGCUCAGGUGUCGCAUGAAGGUCCUCGCUUUAUUGACGUACUGAACACCUUUAUGCAAAAUCCCAACGCGAAGCCGGACCUAAAUUUUGUUGCGCCAGGAAAAGAUCCGCUACUGUUCAUUGUCCUGAACGCAUAUCCGGAAUCUCCUGAAGUGGUCAAAAGCCUAUGCGAUUUCGGGGUGGACCUAAACUCCUGUGUUGUUUGUGGCGUCUAUGAUGAUGAGAACUUGGAACCUGAAAAUGUGAACGCAUUAGCCUGGUCCUUGGUGCAGCCGGGCAAUCUGAUAGGUGAUGAAGUGAUUGGGGCACUCAUUGAUGCGGGAGCGAAUGUCACCGCCACACUGGCCGUGUCGAAGGCUACUCCUCUCCUCCUCGCCGCCAAGUACAACAGGCCAGAUGCGAUUUCCAGGUUCCUCAAGAAAGGCGUCAAACUUUCACAAAAAGAUCGGUUUGAUCGCUCAGCGCUAUUUUACGCUUCUCGACAUGAAGACGUAAAAGUGUUAAAGUGUCUCCUAAAAGCCAAACCUCCACCCAACGACGGGAGCCUUCACGAAGCGUCUCGAAGGUUGAAUACCAACGCAGUCAAACUUCUUAUCAAGGCCGGCCACGAUCCGAACUUCCCUUCAACAAAACAUGAAGGCCGUACCGCAUUAGCCGAACUCUGCUUGAACUGCAACGGCGCGAGAGACCUUUUAGCUCUGGAGGAAACCUUGGAAGCCCUCCGCGACGGCAAGGCCGAUCCAAUGAAGAAAUGGCUUGGCAAGACCCCGACCUUCCUUGCCCUUGACAACCCCGACCCUGUACCUGUUCUCGACAAGCUGGUGGAAAAAAUAAUGUGGAAAUAUAUCAACGACGAAAAUAACAUUUACGAGGAAGGGGAUUAUUUUUAUUCACCAACUAUGUAUAUCAUGAGGGGAGUUCUUAGGGGUCCCCACGACCAGGGGCAUCAGCUUCUUAAGCUGCUAAACAACUAUAGUGCUGUGCAUCGGUAUUACGCGAAGGAGCGUCUACACCAACCAGCUGAUGCCCAGGGUCUACCGGCAAGUAUCAUCGAGUUUGAGCGCAAGCGCCAGAUAAGAGAAGAACGCCUCAACCAACAAAUAGAAGAUCACCAACGCCGUCUCAAGCGCGUGGCCGAAGAAGCCGAACAGCAAGCUUUGAUAGCGGAACAAGCCGCUAUGCAGCGCUACCGGCAUCGCCAAAUCGACCACACGCAAGCUUUCGAACACCGCCAACAGACUCAUGACCAGGUCUUCCAACAUCACCAAGAGAACCACGCUCAAUCGCUCCGCCUGAAACAGGAGCAGCUACGACAAAAGCAACUUGAAGUCCAGGAAAGCAGUCAGCUCAAGAGAGAUCAACAAUGGAAGGAUGAGCAACAGAAGGCGUACAUACAGCAGAACCAACGUGAGAACCAACUACAAUUCAAGCGGAUCGAACAUCAACAGAAACUCGGUCGGCUAAGCCAGGAGCAACGAAUGCAACUCCAACACAGCGCCAAGGUGGACCAGCGCAAACUCCAAACCCAAUCCCAGCUGGACCAGCAGAAGAACGCCGCGAAGCUGCGGCAGAUCAAGCUUGCCGCCUCGGAUCGCUCGAAUCAGCUGCAGUCCAGCAAGGCGAAGAACAAAAUCCAGAUCGCCUUCAAGAAAGACGCUGCUGUCGUGCAACAGUACGAGCACAAGAUGCGUAUGGAGGAGAUGUAUACCAAAAGGGGGAAUAUGCAGAUGUCGAUGCUGGAGUCGAAAUUCAAUACCGAGCAGAAGAAGAUUGCGCAGGCGAACAGGAAGAUGAUCAUGGGUAGCUGA